AUUUCACUGAGGAAGGCUCGACUGCAAAAAAGCAGAACAUUGAUUCUGUAUCUAUGUUAUAAAGUUAUGCUUUGGACCAUUAGAAGUUUCUAGUAUCUAUUACUGAAUACCAGGAAACCAGCCAUACAUCAAGAACUACUCAGAUUUUAGCAUGGGACAGCAUUUUUGAUCAUGCAGAGUAGGACUUCUUGCAAGAGCAUGUUAAUAUUCCCCUAAAUCCCACAUUUUAAAUAGAGGAAGCAGGCUUAUCAAAUAGCAUUGAGGUUCUCAACUGUGAUGUCAAAGGUUCUAUAUUCAAGCACAUUUUUAGAGAAGACAAUAGCCUUGCUGAUGGACUUGCCAAAGCCGCUGUUAUGUGCCCAGGUUUACAUUGCAUACUUGGGAUCACUGCCUGAAGGAGAAUACUUUCCAUCAUCUCACCAUUCCAGUAUGCUCCAAGCAGUUCUGAAACAGAGCUCUGUGGCAAGUUACUUAAUCAGAAGUUACAGUAGGAGCUUCAACGGAUUUGCUGCCAAGCUCACGAAUGAAGAGGCAAAGAGACUUACAAGCAUGAAAGGAGUGGUCUCUGUUUUUCCAAGUGAAGCUUAUCACCUUCAAACAACAAGAUCAUGGGAUUUCAUGGGAUUCAAUAAGACUGCUAAACGUAAUCGGACUGUUGAGAGUAAUGUCAUUGUUGCGGUUAUUGAUACUGGAGUCUGGCCUGAGUCAGAAAGCUUCGGUGAUGAAGGCUUUGGUCCACCUCCCAAAAAGUGGAAGGGUUCUUGCAAGGGUGGCCAAAAUUUUACUUGUAACAAUAAGCUCAUCGGAGCUCAAUUUUACAACUUGGGAACACCUGUAGGAGACUCUGUCAGGGAUGUACUUGGUCAUGGAUCUCAUACCGCGUCUACAGCAGCUGGGAACAAUGUAGAGAAUGCAAGUUUCUUUGGAUUUGCUAAAGGGACUGCAAGAGGAGGGGUUCCUUCUGCAAGGAUUGCCGCAUAUAAAGUAUGCGGUGAGCAAGGAUGUGGUUCAGCGGAGAUCUUGGCAGCUUUCGAUGAUGCUAUUGCUGAUGGAGUUGACCUUAUAACAAUUUCAAUAGGGCCGGGAUUUUCAUCUGAAUUUUACCAGGACCCUAUAGCCAUUGGUGCUUUUCAUGCAGCUGAAAAAGGAAUACUUACCAUGCAAGCAGGAGGCAAUAGCGGUAUAGCAGGACCACAGUCAGUGUCAAGUGUAGCACCAUGGAUACUUACUGUUGCAGCAAGCAACACGGAUCGCCUAUUUAUUGACAAGGUUGUUCUAGGGAAUGGCAAGACUUUAAAUGGAUUUUCAAUUCAUCCUUUCAGCCUUAACGGAACCAAGUUUCCUUUAGUUUAUGGGCUACAAGUAACAUCUCAUUGCGAUGAAGGCAGUGCUGGGCUGUGCCAGACCGGAUGCCUGAACAGUAGUUUGGUAAAGGGUAAGCUUGUGCUGUGCGAUGAGUUUUCGGGACAUGAAGAAGCUCAUAAUGCUGGUGCUUUAGGAUCAAUUGUGCCAACUUUACUUGUAAAUGUUUCAUUUGUUGUCCCAUUUCCUACUUCAGCUUUAGAAAGUGAGGACUAUGAAUCAGUCAAGUCCUACCUGAAUUCCGUCAAGCAACCUAAAGCGGAAAUACUGAAAAGCGAAACCAUUAAAGAUUCCGCUGCUCCUAUGGUUGCUUCCUUCUCUUCACGGGGCCCUAAUUUCAUUGUACCAGAUAUUCUAAAGCCGGAUAUAAGUGCCCCUGGAGUUGAUAUCUUGGCUGCAUAUUCACCAGUUGCUUCACCUUCAGAGACUCCAACAGACCAGAGGCGAGUUAAAUACAGUUUAGCAUCUGGAACCUCCAUGGCUUGUCCUCAUGCUGCAGGUGUAGCUGCUUAUGUUAAAACAUUUCACCCUGAUUGGUCUCCUUCAUUCAUCAAAUCUGCUAUCAUGACCACCGCUUUGCCAAUGGAUCGGUCCAAUAAUCCAGAUCGUGAAUUUGGUUAUGGAUCUGGUCAUGUCAACCCUGUAGAAGCUAUCAAUCCUGGGCUCGUAUAUGAAGCUGUUAAAGGGGACUACAUAAGAUUUUUGUGCAGCAUUGGGUAUGAUGAAGGCAAAGUUAGACAAAUGACAGGAGAUAACAGCUCUUGCCCUGAAACUUCCAAAAAUAUGCUGCCGAGGGAUCUCAAUUAUCCUUCACUCACAGCUGAAGUUCCAGUAGGCAAGUCUUUCACAGUCGGUUUUCAUAGAACAGUUACAAAUGUUGGUGUAGCAGGAUCUACUUACAAGGUGAAAGUCUCUUCCAACUCGAAACUUGGGGUCAAAGUGAUUCCUGAAGUUCUGUCCUUCAAGUCCUUAAAGGAGAAGAAGUCUUACAAUGUUACUGUUACCGGAAAAGCUAUGGAUGUAGCAUCUAUGUUGUCUGCAUCGUUGGUAUGGUCAGAUGGAACUCACAAUGUUAGAAGUCCGAUUGUUGUACACACAUUUCCAGGUUUUGAUAGGGGUGUCAGCAUCCCAUGAUUAUGCAUCCUGUAGGUUUCUUGUAAUUGAUCUUAAGUCCAA
This is a messenger RNA of Theobroma umbraticum, 2538 nucleotides long. Its product is annotated as subtilisin-like protease SBT4.3. Gene Ontology annotation, molecular function: serine-type endopeptidase activity. Gene Ontology annotation, biological process: proteolysis. The record is from RefSeq and is a predicted model, not a curated record. Lineage: Eukaryota; Viridiplantae; Streptophyta; Magnoliopsida; Malvales; Malvaceae.